This is a messenger RNA of Paramacrobiotus metropolitanus, 967 nucleotides long. RefSeq lists its product as uncharacterized. The record is from RefSeq and is a predicted model, not a curated record. The transcript is spliced from 4 exons. Bases 187 to 600 code for a protein of 137 amino acids. NCBI's taxonomy places the organism in Eukaryota, Metazoa, Tardigrada, Eutardigrada, Parachela, Macrobiotidae.
AUUACAUUACAUUUCAUUCUGGCAAAUUACGCAGUUUGUUUAGGAAUAUUUACGAAGAUAAAGAGCGGAAUGCUUGAAGCAGUAAAGUGUAUACUUGAAUAAAGCUAUUUCCGGCAAAGCCGAUUUAAUAUUCAGCUGAUACCGUGACUGCGUUUCUUCAUCUGCGGAGUUGAAAUUGAUUCUAACAUGGCGGUCAAUAGCAGCAUUCCUUUUACGGCUUGUGCUUUCCUAGUCCUGCUCUGUAUACUCCAAGCCGAUCCUGUGAGUGGUCGAAACUGUUACUUCGAACCAGCAGUUGGCGGCCAGCGCUCGCUGACAUGUCCCAAGGACUGGGUGUGCGUAACCAAACACAUAUUCGUCAGUCCUACCGCUACCGGCAUCACCCAAACAGGAGGAUUGGUUGUUCGUUCCUGCAGCAAGGAGAAGGGAGAGGAAAAGAAAUGCGGUGAAUGGAAGUUAUCCGAUAACGAGGCCACGGCAACACAGCUCUGCUACUGCGACACAGACUUGUGUAACACCAGCUCUGCUGGUCGGUUCGCUGUCCACACCGGAAGUGCCGCAGCAAUUGCCACCAUGUUAAUUGUUUACUUUACGCAUUAAUAUUACGUACUCAUAAGCUGACAUGUCUGCCGUACACUGGUUUUCCGGUAACAUCAUUCUAACAUCAUAUCGUACAUAACCGCUGGUUCAGAUGUCUUCCAGUAGAAACGCAUUGUACCACUGGAACAUCGUUGAGUUUUACUUCCGUUAGUUUGUUCUGCUUCUCUAAUAUAUAUAGAAGUACGGUAAUUACAGCAUUCUAGUUCAAAAUCAGUGCCUGUGUUUUUGUCGCUACAUUUUUUUGCAGCAUUCAUACGCUGUUCCAGGCCAACAAUGCUUAUCGAACGAGCUGGUUAUAAUUAAACGAUUGUUUUGAGUACAGUAUACUGAGUAUAGUGAAUGUGUUAAAUAAAUUGUGAGUGGAAAA